AUGACUGUGAAGACCCAGACAGACAGACCAGGAGCUACAGCUGCAGAGACGAUGGUUCCAGUCAGGAGAGCGCUGAGUUUGCUACUGGGCAUGCUCAGUCUGUCUCUGGUGCUUGUGGUGCUCGGAGUCUACACGACAACCCGAACAGAGAGCCUGAACGUGAGCGGAUACGCCUCUGGAGUCAUUCUGACCCUAGGAUCGUUCCUUGGACUUCUGGGGCUCGGCCUGGAGGAGAAUCGCAGACAGCUGCUGACAGCAGCUAUCAUUUUCUUCAGCUUUGGGAUCAUCUCCUCCUUUUUCUGUCUGAUGAUUGAUGGUGUCUGCAUCGCCGUAAACAUGGACAUGCGCCCUCUGCUGGCAGGGAGGUGUCAGUAUUACAGCAGUGGCAGUAGCUACAUCUACGAGAAUUUCUACACCUCAGUAUCGUGUUGGAAUCUGGAGGAGUCGUGUAGCGUGGCAGUGAAGAGUGGAACGUGCUACUGCUGUGACCUCUACAACUGCGCCAAUGGAGGAUACCUCAGCAGUUUCUAUGAGUUCGUUGGUGUUCGGAGCUGUGAGGAGGUUUUUAUCUUAUACGUUCUGAUCUGGAUCCUGGCUGGCCUGAACCUGGUGGCGUUCUUCGCAGGGAUCCUGACCACAGCAGUGCUGGGCAGCAUCAAGGCCACAAGGAGCAGCAGUCAUGUAACCAAGCCCUCUGAGAGUACGCCAUGUUCCCCGACGGCUCCUCUGCUGACAGACGCCAGUGAACACUCUGCCUACCCGCUCCACCCGGGAGCCGUGAUGUAUUUUCCUCAAACAGAAGGGACGUCUGCUGCGACACAGAGUUCUCUUUCUUAUCCUUCAUCACCAUUCCUCACAAACAGCCACACGCUUCUUCCGUCCAACUUCUCUACGGUGUCCACGACCUCGCCACCUGAUCGCCAUCACAACUUUCAACACCUCACAACCAAGACUCAUGAACAAGAUACAAAGAAGCUGUACUGAUAAGAUCAUCCUUCAUUUAAGGAAGAGACCAAGAAUGUGGGGUAUAAGUGAAGGAAAGAUCAGGGGCUGAGCCUGGAGAUGGCGUAUGCCACGCAAACCAAUGUAGUUCAGCAUUUUCAGCAUUAAUUCACAACACAAACCAACAUAAUCCAUUUCUGCUCUCAUUUUCAUCACAAAUCAGUGUUCUUCAGCUAUUUCAGCAUUAAUAAAUAACAUAAAUCCAUAUAGUCCAGCAUUAUCAACUCUCAUUUUUAACACAGACCAAUGUUUAUUGCAUUUUCAGCAAUAAUUUUAGGCACAAUCCAGUGUAGUCCAGCAUUUUGAGCAUUUAUUUAUAACACAAACCAGUGUAUUCCAGCAUUUUCAGCAUUUAUUAUAACACAAACCAGUGUAUUCCAGCAUUAUGAGCGUUUAUUUAUAACACAAACCAGUGUAGUCCAGCAUUUUGAGCAUUUAUUUAUAACACAAACCAGUGUAUUCCAGCAUUUUCAGCAUUUAUUAUAACACAAACCAGUGUAGUCCAGCAUUUUGAGCGUUUAUUUAUAACACAAACCGUUGUAUUUCAGCAUUUUGAGCAUUUAUUUAUAACACAAACCAGUGUAUUCCAGCAUUUUGAGCAUUUAUUAUAACACAAACCAGUGUAGUCCAGCAUUUUGAGCAUUUAUUUAUAACACAAACCAGUGCUGUUUUGUUAUUUUUAGAGAAAUCUAAAAAUUCUUGAGGCUGAAGGAUUCAUAUUUAGUGAUUUUCGUUCCUUUUUUAUUCUGGUUAAAGAUUAAAACAUGUUAUCCUGUAUAUUUCUCACAAACAUAAUGGUCUGAUGAUUUUUAAUGAAAUAUUAUAUUUUGUGAAACAGCUUUAACAUAUUCGUUUGGAUCUGAUGAAUCUUUUUUAUGUUAUAUUGUCUAAAAGAUUAUUUUAUAUAAAACUGUAUUAGUGAUGAUAACAUCCACAGACCCAUGCCUUCUACGAACACCACUGUAGAGCGGGGGGUCAUUCCUGAUGGACCUGGAGAGAGGCAGGACUAGGAGAGCUCUGGGGGUCAGAAGAGUCUUACGUUAUUACCAGGGCCUGACAUUUACUCUUCUGCUGCUCACCAGCCACUGUGGCUUGUGUUUCUGUAAAGUUACUCACCACGCAGCAUUUUUCUCAGGAUUUUGACUUUUUAGGAAUAACGUUAUAUGACUACAUAAACACUGUUACUUCAUCAUUUAUUUAGGCUGCAGCAGGUUACAUGAAGAUCUCUAAUCCCCACAGAUGUCUUGUAGCCUCUCAUCUCCUCUUUUCUUCUUUAAACUAACUGUGUGUCAUCAUUUAUAGUGAAAGUGUCUUUAUAGGUUUUUAUUUUAUUAUUGUGUCAUACAUAUAAUCAUAUGCCCAGCCCACAUGGGCUUACAUGACACCAAGAGUUCAAACAAAACCAGGACCAGAGUGCAUGGUAGUUCUCUCAUCAUUAUAGAACAGGAAGGAAGAUGGAGACAAAAAAAAAAAAAAAAAGAGUAAAUUAGUUAAAUAAACUAUCUUGUCUUCUUUUCCAGGCUUUUACAUGUGUAAAAUAAAACUCCAAAAUGUAUUAAAUUAUCAGUUUAAAUAAUGGAUGACCCCAAUUUACUGUAUAAAGUUAAAGUUUGACAAGAUUAAACAUCUGG
Messenger RNA from Cheilinus undulatus (humphead wrasse), 2633 nucleotides. RefSeq names its product transmembrane protein 255B. The record is from RefSeq and is a predicted model, not a curated record. Bases 1 to 984 code for a protein of 327 amino acids. The transcript is spliced from 9 exons. NCBI's taxonomy places the organism in Eukaryota, Metazoa, Chordata, Actinopteri, Labriformes, Labridae.